AUGACGGAGGAGGCGUCUGCUGGUUCGCCGGCAGCCCCCGACUCAGUCACCUACUCACUGUCGCUUAGCCUAAGCGAUUUCACUGCCGCGAUGUAUUAUAAACCCCUUUCUUCUACCACUUCUUUUCCUCCUCAUUUUCCUGCGCAGGCCCAGACCCAAAGGACACUCUACCAUUUCCCCGAACCUCAACCAACCACUCUACUUAUACCCUUCAUCAAGCUCUAUACCGAAAACUUUACUACAGUCGCAAUGGCUCACUCUACCCACCGCCGCCAUGUUUCCCUCGGGGAUGUUCGCUCUGAGAACGUCAACGACGUCGUUGGACACGCCUCCGAAGACACUUCUGGCACUACUAUGCCCCCCACUAGCCACCGCCGCCGCGCAACACUAAGCUCGCUUGACGUUCGCAACGUGAACACGGAGGCUGACAACAACGGCACCAUAGCACUCGCGGUAUCCUCUCGUGAAAACACUCGUCCGGGCAGCCACUCCAACAACCUCAAUGCCCCUCCUACAACUGGUCCACAUGUCGGCCUCAGUCGCCAGCACACGGCAUCAACUACGCUUCUGGGUCCCGCAUACCUGGCCGGUCAGUACGUUUCGCCGUACCCAGUGCAAAUUGCCGCUGCUGUGCAACAAGGCCACGGGAACCAGGACCGCCAGCAAACCCCUGGCCCGGCUCCACAGCAGAACACGGAGUCGGAUGGUGAGCUGUUCUGGCGCUUAUACCGUGCGCCAUUCCACACCGCCUCGGACAACAUCGUGCAGGAAGUCCACCUUCUUCAGCGCAGAUUCAACGCUGGGCAUCAGCUUGCGUUGAGCAAUUAUCGCGAAGUCCAGAGGCUGCAGGGCCAGCUGGCAGGUUCGGAGGGCAGGCACCAGAGGAUCCAGGCGGCGCUGAACACGGCACAGAGGUGCACACAAGAGUGCAAGCGACUGACGGACGAAAUCGCCCGUCUCACCACUGCCACACAAAACGAUGUCACUGGCCAGGAACGCAGGCCACUUCGCCCGGGCCAAGCCGACAUGCCCACCGCUCGCCCAGCAGGUCCCGGCGCUCACAUACUGCGCCGACGUGGUGGUGAUCGCCAGAACCCGGGCGAUGGUGGUCGCUACCCCCUCGAACUUCUAACGGCCACCCCCAACAUGAUGCUCCAGUCCCUGGAUCCCAUCCUGCGCAACACACCUCCCGGCCAGCAGAUCGAGGCGGCGCAGCCUGAAGAGAACCUCGAGCGUCACGGCAGGCCGUAUCCCUACAACACCUUGGAAAUCUUCCCCGCCCCGGAAGGUUUCAUGUAUUACAGGGGCCCGGGCGGUUACGUGUGGCACGGAAUCGGGAACAUGCCCCCGGUUCUGGGUGAGAGGGCGCCUCCUGGCAACGCGGGCGAUUAG
Messenger RNA from Aplosporella prunicola CBS 121167, 1392 nucleotides. RefSeq lists its product as uncharacterized. NCBI's taxonomy places the organism in Eukaryota, Fungi, Ascomycota, Dothideomycetes, Botryosphaeriales, Aplosporellaceae. The transcript has 4 exons. The record is from RefSeq and is a predicted model, not a curated record. Bases 1 to 1392 code for a protein of 463 amino acids.